Molecule: messenger RNA, 1518 nt
Organism: Xenopus laevis (African clawed frog)
Lineage: Eukaryota; Metazoa; Chordata; Amphibia; Anura; Pipidae
Gene: ceacam19lx.L
Product: carcinoembryonic antigen-related cell adhesion molecule 19 like gene X L homeolog
Exons: 8
Coding region: 338-1360 (340 amino acids)
Source: RefSeq, a predicted model, not a curated record
AAUUUGGCGCUUUCUGGAUAACGGGUUUCUGGAUAACGGAUACACUGCAGUCAACUGCCCAGUAAAUAUUGAUCCUGUGCUUAUAUCCUUUCAGUACUUGAAGAAAUAGUUACUUUAACACAUUUCCCUGAUUUUACAUUUUUCCUGGUUCCCUGACAAACCUAAAAUGGGGGUUGUACUGUAUCCACAGUAGCAUUACACAUUAGCUAGAUUCUGGAGAAGUUUUGCAGAGUGCCUUAAAAACCCUCCCACUGGUUGUGACAGAAAAAGAAGAAUAUGACUAAAAUGCAGAAUACAUUAAAUAGACAACUUCCCCUUACUGUUAGACACAGGCACCAUGGCCAGAGAGAAAGCAACAGCAGCCCAGGCCCUUUGCAUGAGGGGAUAUCUGCUCACAGCUCUCUUCAGUGUCUGGAUAAAUCUCAUCCAUGGAAUUAAAAUCCAGCCAAUUCCUGAAUAUCCAGUAGUCAAUCAGCCUGUCACUCUCAGUGUCAGUGAUAUCAGUGGGACAAUUAUUUCUUUCUCCUGGUAUAAAGGUUUAUCAACUGACAAUUCGACCCUAAUCUUAACAUAUAUUUUGUCUUCUAACCCUGUUGAGACACCAGGGCCACAGCACUUCCCUCAGGCCAGUGGCCUCCCAAAUGGCUCAUUAAGGAUCUCAAAAAUUGCAAACAGAAAAAUUUACACAGUGCAGAUACAGGCAGACAGUUUAACCCAAGCAAGUAUUAACCUGCCUGUAUAUGUGCCAUUGGACAAACCAACAAUCAGCCUACACAACUCGCGGCCAAAGACACAUGAAGAAGUCACUCUUUAUUGUGAUUCAGGCAAAAGAGAGGUACAGAAAUACACAUGGAGCAGAAUUGACGGACGCUUUCCUUCUGGAGUCAAAUUUUCCCACGAUAAUAGCAGUAUGACUAUUCCCAGGAUAAUACGAUCAGAUGUUGGACAGUACCGGUGUGAAGUGGAGAAUCAAGUCAGCAAGAAUAUUAGUGACCCCUAUACACUGUCCCUAUAUUGUGUCUGUGUGGAGCCCAGUAAUUGUACAGGCAUUUGUGUCGGCAUAGUGGGAAGUUUACUGAUCACCUUUGCAGCAAUUCUACUGUACAUGAGAAGUAUCCUUUCAGUGAGACAAUGGCAGACAGAUAAAUAUCUUUCAGUUCUAAAAACUGUAAAAGUUAAUAGCAAACACGAUCAACCCACGCAGAAUCCCAAUGUUAUUGAUGGAACAACGGGACAAAACACCGUAGAGGAACCUUCAUACCCAGAAUAUAGCACGGUGGACUCUGGAUACAUGGGGCUACAAGAUCGAUCAUAUCAUAUCUACAAUGACCUUGACAUGAAGGGAGCAAGACAUGGAUAAUUCAGAUUCAUGAAGCCGUCGUAUCAUGGCACCAUCAGCAUUCAUUUCACCUUGCUACCAAUUUACUUUUCAGAGAUAAAAAAAUUCCGUUUGAAAUAGUAUUCCAUUUAUACUGCAUUGUACUUUUUUCUCUUUAAUAAAGGCACGGUUAUGUGACA